AUGCCAUUCAGCCGUAUAGCCGUCGGAAGGCCGGAGGAGGCCACCCACUCCGACGCAUUAAAGGCGGCGUUAGCCGAGUUCAUCUCAACCCUAAUUUUCGUAUUUGCAGGUUCAGGGUCAGGUGUUGCAUUCAGCAAACUUACUGAUGGUGGAGCUAACACCCCGGCCGGCCUUAUCGCCGCCGCCAUUGCUCAUGCUUUCGCUCUGUUCGUGGUGGUUUCAGUUGGAGCUAAUAUCUCCGGUGGACAUGUUAACCCUGCUGUCACAUUUGGUGCGUUUGUUGGUGGAAAUAUUAGCCUAUUACGUGGAAUUUUGUAUUGGAUUGCUCAGCUUCUUGGCUCUGUUGUUGCUUGCUUUCUUCUCAAGUUUGCCACUGGUGGUUUGCCAGUUUUCGGACUGGAGAUAGGUGCUAAAAUUUGGAAUGCACUUGUAUUCGAGAUAGUGAUGACAUUUGGGCUUGUCUACACAGUCUAUGCCACAGCAAUCGACCCAAAAAAGGGGAGUUUGGGCACAAUUGCACCAAUUGCUAUUGGUUUCAUUGUUGGGGCCAAUAUUUUAGCUGGUGGGGCUUUUGAUGGGGCCUCAAUGAACCCAGCAGUUUCUUUUGGCCCAGCUGUUGUGGGCUGGAGUCGGAAUAACCAUUGGGUUUAUUGGGCUGGUCCUAUUAUUGGUGGUGGGCUUGCUGGGUUUGUCUAUGAGUUCUUCAUUUCCCAGACCUAUGAGCAGUUACCACCAGCUGAAUACUAAAAAAUUUCAAAAGAAGAAUUAACCUAAAUAGCUAUCAGUUCAACCGCUUAAACGAAAAAAAAUAGCUGACGGAUGUAUAAUAUUGUAUAAUAUAUUUAUAAUCGUGUAUAAUUAGUGAAUAAUUUGCGUAUACCAGCUAGAAAAAAUAAAUAGUGAAUCCGACUGGCUGGUAUCUAAAAUGGUGUUUUCUACUGGGUUUUA
Molecule: messenger RNA, 948 nt
Organism: Nicotiana tabacum (common tobacco)
Lineage: Eukaryota; Viridiplantae; Streptophyta; Magnoliopsida; Solanales; Solanaceae
Source: RefSeq, a predicted model, not a curated record